Messenger RNA from Capsella rubella, 1038 nucleotides. RefSeq names its product VQ motif-containing protein 18. The transcript has a single exon. Bases 59 to 592 code for a protein of 177 amino acids. Lineage: Eukaryota; Viridiplantae; Streptophyta; Magnoliopsida; Brassicales; Brassicaceae. The record is from RefSeq and is a predicted model, not a curated record. Gene Ontology annotation, cellular component: nucleus.
AGAUCUUCUCUCAAUCGUUUCUGAUUAUUGUUUGUUCUCUUGAACUGUGAGAGAUUUAAUGGAGAUUACUCAACUUCAAACUUUUCAUGAAGGUUCAAGCUCUAGGGUUUCCGUGAACAAGAACUCACAAGUAAUAUCCAAGAUCAAGCCCAAGAUCCGCAUAAUCCAUAUAUUCGCACCGGAGGUAAUCAAGACCGACGUCAAGAACUUCCGUUCACUCGUUCAAAGUCUAACCGGAAAACCAGCUGCUGGAGAGGCCAAAACCGGUAAAAAGAGAGCCAAACCGAGAAUUCCAACGUCCCAUGAACCGGCUUGCGGAGACCAUCAGCCGGUCAACCGGUUUUUGGGUUUCUCCGGGUUAUUAGCAAACGGAGGAAACCGCCAGGUGAAAGAAGAGUGGGGAUCAGGUGAUCAGAGCACUUUGAACACAAACACUUACUUUGACUUAGAAGGUUUGAUUCAAGAUGUCGGAGAAGAUUACUUCUCUUCGUUCCCCAUGAGAUCUUCUUCUAGCUCACAAGUUGAAGGUUUCAUCUACAACAACAUCAACAACAACAACAACUUCGAUACAAAGGGUCAUAAUUCGUCAUAGUUAUAUAUAUAACAGUUUAAUUUCUAGGGUUUUUCAGGCUUUCUGAUUCUGCAAAUCGCAUUAUUUUGGUGAGAUCUAAUCGAAAGGACGAAGAUCAUAUGUUGUGGGGAGAAAUGCAUAUAAGUUGUACAUAGAUAUCUUGAUGAAUUUUUGAAUUUGAUGGGUACGACGAGAAACUUAAACAUUUGGUGCAAAGCUGAUUUUGCCAAGCUUGAGAGUUGUGGUGAAGAGUUUAACUUACGUGCAGCCCUUCUAGGAGAAGUGACUGUAUCUAAUUAAGAGGUUGUCGGCGGUCGAAAAACCCUAGUUGUUUUAGUAUGUAACUUCAUUGAUGUGAUAUUAUUGGAUGUGUGUUAAUUCUCUGGUGUGCAUAUGUGAUCUGUACUUUUUUGGGAAAAACAUGUUUGUAUGGUAAUUAGAACAAAUUAAGAUUGACUAGUUUUCCA